Mycena indigotica is the source of this 1905-nucleotide messenger RNA. RefSeq lists its product as uncharacterized. The record is from RefSeq and is a predicted model, not a curated record. NCBI's taxonomy places the organism in Eukaryota, Fungi, Basidiomycota, Agaricomycetes, Agaricales, Mycenaceae. The transcript is spliced from 5 exons. Bases 58 to 1905 code for a protein of 615 amino acids.
CGAAAACAGACAGGUCCCGCCAAUACCUUGUCCCUUUCUUACCCCCACUAUGAAAGCAUGGGCUUUUUCACAUCCAGAAAGGACGAGCCCAAGGAGAAUACCCAUUUCCGCCCACCUAUACCCGUCGAAACUGGCUUCAAAUCCCUGCGUUCGCGACUCCAAGGAUAUGGCCGUAAACGCGAUUCACCUCAGACUAUGUUCUCGCAGCCGAGUUCGGUUGCCCAGACGUUGUCGCCACCCAUUGCCACCCCCAUCGCGAAUCGACAAUUGCAGCUCAAGCUCAGUUCAUCCUCACCAGCCUUGCGUAAUCCCAAUCCCGCUCCGAACAAUAAUUCGAAACCAGCCAAGUCUAGCAAUGGAAGCAUGGCAGCAAACGCAAACAGACGUUCAAUGCAACCGCCUUCUUCCUCACCAGAAUCGACUGAUACCCGCAACCCCGCAUCGCGCUCCCGUGCUCUUGGUACCAAAACCUCGUCUUCGUCGCUUAUUACGCCCCCAAAGCAGUCGGACAAUAUCACCGCGACCCUUGCCCAGCGGUUGAAUGAGCUUGCUGUAGCCAACUCGGAGGGUCUACUCGACGACGACGAGUAUCGCCUGUUGAGGCAAGAUCUUUUCGAGCGGUUUACGAGCACCAAUGUUGUCCCCACCGAAACCCCCGUUGUACCUAUAGCAUCUCACCAACGCUCUGUCCGUAUAUCCACUGCAACAACGGGCAAACGACCCUCGAUAGAUUCCGCUCGUGUAUCUAUUUCCACUUCCUCUAACUUCGUCAUUGACCGGCCAACGACCUCUUACGCUCCUUCUACCAACUCAAGAUCAUCCAUUUCAGGGGUUGCAAGCCUCUUUCGUCGCGCUACUGGCCGCCAGAGCUCAUCUCGAGAUGACGCUUCCAGUGUGUACUCCUCGACUUCAGCCGUGGGAGAGUCGGCUGCCACCCGAAUCAAGCGUCUUUCCAAGAAGAAGAGUAAUUCAUCUCUGAAUACUGAUCGCGGAGACGCAGUCUCUAUUUCGUCUCGUCGGACUGGGACUUCACUCGCGUCGCCAGUCGAACCGAGUGGUACCGCCCCAUCAGUUCGCUCAAUACGCAAGCUUCCUAUGCCUCCCUCAUCAUUUCCAACUCGACUACCUGGAGUUGAAAGCAGAUAUGCGGGGAUGAGCGCCGAUCCGCCACCAACUCCUGGCGCAGAUGAUCCGGAAUCGGCACAAGCACUGCGCAAGGAAAUCCAAGCGGUCGAAGCUGAGGCUCGCAGAUUAUUAGACGCGUUUAACGGUCUGGAGCUAUCUACGCUUACUAAACAUCGACGAACAUCAGCAAUGGGCCCACGAGAUUCUGUAGCCACACUUAUUCCUGGCCAGUCUCAUCAACACUCUCUCAAUGUCAGCGAUACCGCCUCCAUGCGGUCAGCAACUUCGGCUGGGACAUCGGCAAGUCGAACCAGUCGGCACAAAGCCAAAGGGCCGAUGUCUAUGCAUGGCUAUAGCUCGCGUUCUGAUUCAGGCUAUGCCACAAGCUCAUUGCGUGGUGGAACGCUUGACCGCAAAAACUCGGUCUCUAGUAUGGGUUCGUCGCGGUUGGGUAUUGGGCCGCGAAGGGCUGCAAGUGAUGGUACAACCAAUCACCAUUCUGGUGGACUGGCUCCACCAGUACCACCCUUACCGCUUGGAAUGUCACUCGGCCCAAGUAGUACAAGCACAACGAGUUUAGUCAGAAGCACGAUGGGUGUGGUGCAUGAAGAUGAGCCUAUACUCACUGUGGAUCUGGACGAGGAGCGCGCUUUCGGACAGGAGAUGGAUGAUUUGCGGAGGAGAAGGGAGGAGGUGGCGGGUCGAUAUGAGACUCGCCUAGAGUAUUUGAGGGCCAAGCUAAGGGGAGCAGAGUUGCACGAAAAACUUAUGUCUAGGUGA